Phaeoacremonium minimum UCRPA7 is the source of this 591-nucleotide messenger RNA. RefSeq names its product putative mediator of rna polymerase ii transcription subunit 5 protein. The record is from RefSeq and is a predicted model, not a curated record. The transcript has a single exon. Lineage: Eukaryota; Fungi; Ascomycota; Sordariomycetes; Togniniales; Togniniaceae. Gene Ontology annotation, molecular function: transcription coregulator activity. Gene Ontology annotation, biological process: regulation of transcription by RNA polymerase II. Gene Ontology annotation, cellular component: mediator complex. Bases 1 to 591 code for a protein of 196 amino acids.
AUGCUGCACAUUAUUGUGGAGGAGAUGAAGCAACUUACGGAAGCAGGAAGCGGAAGUGUGGCGUACGAUGUUGGGACAGCACUCGUUUGUGCCCCAGAUGUCACGAGCGAUGACCAGCCGCUCACUAUCUCACUCUUGGAUGAGUCGGGUAACGUCCCGGCAUCACCACAACGUCGCAUAUCUCUAAGAGAGGCGCUCAAGUGGGAAGCGGAAGAGUGGAAGAAGAUUCAAAAGACCGACCCCGUCAUGGCGGAGACUGUUGUGCGCCUCUAUAGAAAGGUCGAGGCGCAGAUGGUUGUUACCCAGGCACCCACCGUACUUCAGACAGAGCUGGGCACCCUCGAGGGCGCGGCUCUUGAUGAUGCGAUGGCUGCGGCUGCGGCUGCUGCAUCAGCGGUGCCCGAUGAUGCCAUGACCAUUGACACCACCGGCAUGGGCCUAGGUCUGGGUACCGGCGGGGGAGAUCUAAGCCUGGGUGCCUCUUCUGCAAACUCUGCAGGAGGCUUGGACCUGGGUGCAGACAACGAUAUCUUCAGUGGCCUGGGUUCCCUGGACGGGUGGGACGGGAUGGACGGAAUGGACCUCAGCUAG